Messenger RNA from Clonostachys solani, 7032 nucleotides. The record is from the annotation of a GenBank genome assembly. Lineage: Eukaryota; Fungi; Ascomycota; Sordariomycetes; Hypocreales; Bionectriaceae.
AUGAAUGGCCAACAUCAAUGGGAAGUUCCAAUCACUUCGCUAGCAGUGGUUGGAAUCUCCUUUCGACUUCCCGGUGGUGCUAAUAAUCCCGAAAAACUAUGGGAGAUUUUGAGUGAGGGGACCGAUACUUGGUCUCCGGUCCCAGACGACCGAUUUAAUGAGCGCGCGUUCUAUCAUCCCAGCCCGGAUGAUCCUAACGGAACCACCAACCACCGAGGUGGACACUUUAUCGAGGCAAAUUUGCGAAGUUUUGAUACGACCUUCUUUCGUAUAGCGCCGCAGCAAGCAGCAUAUAUGGAUCCACAGCAGCGUAUGCUUCUAGAGUUGACUUAUGAAGCAUUGGAGAACGCAGGCCUGCCCCGUGAGCAGUAUAGCGGUUCAAAUACUGGAGUGUUUGGGGCCCUUUUUAUUACGGAUUUUGACCGCAACGUGCUCAAAGAUACAAUCGGCAAAUCCCCAUACGCUCUCCUUGGCCAAGAGGAGGCGAUGAUCGCAAACCGAAUAUCCCAUUCACUCGAUCUUCAGGGCCCAUCAUUAACGCUAGACACUGGAUGUUCCGGCGGAAUGGUAGCUCUCCAUCAAGCGUGCAGUGCUCUACGUAAUGGAGAGUGCGAAACAGCCGUGGUUGCUUCGGCUAAUCUAACAUUGAGCCCGGACCAUGCAGCGGAAAUGUCUAGCCUGCACUUCCUUGGCGGCGAUGGUCGCUGUUAUCCGUUUGAUAGCAGAGGCAGCGGCUAUGGUCGCGGAGAAGGGCAUGUAGUCUUCGUCCUCAAGCGGUUGCAAGACGCCCUCGAUGGACGCUAUCCAGUGCGCGCAAUUAUAAGAAGCACUGCGGUCAACCAGGAUGGCUAUACACCAGGCGGCAUCACGCAUCCCAACAGAAAGGCCCAGGAGGAUAUAAUUCGAUUUGCCUACUCAAGAGCCGGCCUACAACCGUACGAUAUCAGCUACAUCGAAGCCCACGGCACUGGAACGGUGGCAGGCGACUCCGAGGAGAUGGCCGCCAUUUCCAGCGUGUUCACAGGCCCGGGGCGGUCAUCACCUCUGUACGUCGGUUCAAUAAAAGGUAACAUCGGGCAUACAGAAAACACAAGUGGGUUGGCCGGCGUACUAAAGUCUAUACUGGUACUCGAUCAUGAACAGAUCCCACCCCUAACCAAUUUCGACAUCCCCAAGCCUGGUCUACCCCUAGACGGCAUAUGCCUCCCCAGAACGCUUAAGCCCUUGCCACGAGUGCCGGGCAUACCUCUGCGUGUUUCGGUGAACUCAUUUGGCUAUGGUGGCACCAAUGGCCACGCCAUCCUCGAGGAAGCUCCGGAUAAGAAUACAAUUAGGCCACCAGAUGAUAGCUCUCUGGGUUCCUUGCCUCUUCUCUUUCAACUUUCUGCUAACUGCAAAGAAUCUCUUCUGUCCUUGAUGGAAAAGUAUGCAUCGUGGCUUGGGAACCAUCUCCAGGCGUCGCUGAUUGACCUAUCAUACACACUCCGUGAGCGGCGGUCUGCUUUACCAUGCCGUUUUAGCUGCGUGGCCGAAACACAUGGUGAACUUGCUCAACAACUCAACAAUGGUUUGAGUGGUAGUAAAAUCCAAAAUGCGUCAUCGAACGGGGGGACUGUUGUUUAUGUUUUCACCGGACAAGGGGCCCAGUGGCUUGGGAUGGGUAGAGAGCUGUUGAAAACAAAUGGUUUGGCCUCAAUAUUUCAGAAGUCCAUCCAGGCUUCGACCGAGAUUCUUCUACAACUUGGAGCUACAUGGAACCUAGAGACAGCACUUCUUGGCACUGGGCCCGAAUCAGAUUUAUUGAACACAGCGGAGCUCGCUCAGCCAGUCACCACAGCUCUACAAAGUAUGUCCGCAUUCCAUCAUGUGAUUUUCCCCAUUGCUCUGAUAUCCCUACUGCACAGCCAAGGGGUCAAGCCAGAUGUUGUUGUAGGGCACUCCAGUGGUGAGGUAGCAGCGGCAUAUGCUGCUGGUUACAUUUCCCACCAAGUAGCCCUCACUAUCGCCUUUCACCGCGGUUUCAUGGCUCAAGCAGCUAAGCAAAUGGACUUGCCAGCUGGUGGAAUGAUGUCUGUGGGCCUUGGGGAAGAGGAAGCAGCCAAAAUAAUCAAGAGCCUGAGCAAGGGAAAGGUCGUGAUCGCGUGCAUAAACAGCCCCAGCAACGUCACUAUAUCUGGGGAUGCCCUCGCUCUCGAUGAGCUCUCGCAAAUAUUAGAUGACAAUGGAGAUGGUAUAUUCCGACGUCGCCUAUUCGUCGAUACCGCAUACCACUCCCACCAUAUGAUGGCUGUAGCAGAGAACUAUCGUGCUCGGCUUGGCACACUUGGCCACAUGGAACCGACGAGUACGAGCAAUCAACCUCGAUUCGUCUCAUCCGUGACAGGAGCAACCAAAUCAAGCGGUUUUGGUGUUGAGUAUUGGAUCGAUAAUCUAGUAUCCCCUGUACGUUUUCGAGACGCCAUCCAGACCGUGGCCACAGACUUGGGCUUUCAUCGCACGAGUCAGCGCAGCCCCAAUGUCUUCUUUAUCGAGGUUGGCCCACAUCCAGCUCUAGCAGGCCCUGUCAGACAUUCUCUUGCUGAAGGGGGAGGAGUAGUUCCCGAAUUCACCUACGGCUCUGUUUUGCAGCGAAAAAUGGGCGCAGUCACGAGCGCACUCUCUCUCAUCGGUCGACUCUUUGAAAGAGGCUUUCACGUUGAACGCACUGCAGUAUCCGAUUUGGUUCCUGAAUUUGCCACAGCAAAAGUCUCUACAGAUCUGCCGUCUUAUACGUGGGAUCAUUCGGUCGACUAUUGGAAAGAACCUCGCCACAGCUCAGAGCAUCGCUUCCGUCGCCACCCGUAUCAUGAUCUCCUCGGGGUCCAUAUUCCUGGAUCAGUCUCUACAGAGCCUCAGUGGCGCCACUCAGUCAGCAUUGAGACGCUCCCUUGGCUCGCGGACCAUGUUAUUGAUGGUCUCAUUAUCUUUCCAGGUUCUGGCUAUAUUUGCAUGGCACUAGAGGGGAUACGGCAGUUGCAAAAUGAUCGUUACCCAUCUCAGACACUCGAGUUCUUGGUUGUCCGAGACGUCUCAUUCAUUCGAGCACUUGUUAUUCCUCCGACAGGCCAAGUAGAGCUGCAACUCAGACUCAGACCCAGAGCCACCUUAGGCCUGGAUUUCAGCUUUUCUAUCGCUGCAUUAUCUGACGGCGAGUGGAGCGAGAACUGCACAGGUUGCGUUGAGGGGCUGCUCAUCGAUGAACUGUCGAGUCACAGAGAGGAGACAACGCAAGCGGGCCAACCGGAGCUUCCAAAAGGUCAACUUGUUGAAGUCAGCCAGUUGUAUGACGGUCUCAGAGCAUGUGGUAACACGUACGGCCCAUCCUUUGCGGCAAUCCAGUCUUAUAUCCUCUCAGCGGAUGCGCAACAAUCAAUGGCGGCUGUGAUGAUACCUGACGUAGCUGCCACUAUGCGCGCUCAAUACCAGGAACCUCAUUUGAUCCACCCCUCCACGUUGGACGCGAUCCUACACACCUCCCUUCCAGUCGCUCAACAGAGUCUGGGUUCUGGUUCCAUUAUGCCGGUGCAUAUCGAUGAGUUUCUCGUAUCAACUGCACCGAACUUGCCGACUCAGCCUGGUUCGGAGCUUCAGGUAAAUACCAAGAUGCUGUCGAGUCGUUUCCGCACCGCUCAUCUCGACCUGGUCGUCACGACAAAUGCUAGUAGGAGCCCCGUCCUGGCAAUAUCAGGCGUCGAGGUACGCAAAGUCGGAGACGGCCCCGAAGUUAAUCAUGAUAGUCGUGCAGCCGAGGAGCCCGAGACCUGCUAUCAGGUUGAAUGGGAAGCUGAUCAGGACUUCCUACGUGUUGAGGACAUGGAAGAGAGUCCCACUUUGGAACGGCUCUUGGGUUAUAUCUCCUUCAAGACUCCUGGGCUUACAAUCUUGGACAUGAAGCCCAGUAAACGGCCUGCGGAAUUCUCCACUCUUGAUGUCAUUGAGGGACACAGAGGCUCUGUGGACCUGUAUGAUAUUUUUGAGCACAAGCCUCUCCCUAAUGGCGGCCUGAAUAACGGCCACACUAAUGGCGGACCCUGGCAGAUAGAGGAUAUCAGACCGAGCCUGCAUUCCCCGUCCUACGACGUCAUCCUAAUCACAUCUCUGGAAUGGCUCGAGGCUGCCUCUUCAAUCCUAAAGCCUAAUGGUAUCCUCAUAUCUGUCAUUUCGCCUAGUGACGAAAUGACGGCGGUGACUUCACCUUACCUACAAACGCAACUCACGUUCGAGGACACGACACUGGGCCAAAAGAUCGUCAUGAUGCGCCCCGUCAAGGCGUCUGAAGACAAGAACCACUCUGAAGAGAUCCAAGUUAUUUGUCAUUCGGAGGGACAGUCCGUUUCGCCUUGGGCUAAGACUUUGAUUGAUGCUCUACCCUCUUAUCAGAUCAAUAUUCAAGGUGCUCCCACCACCCUGGACAGCAAGGCUAUCCAGAACAGUGCUUCAGGAACGCCCACCCUUGUAAUCGAGGACCAACCUCAAGCGAUUCUCUCGGACCCAAAAUAUUUUGGACCAGCCACAUCGCUGUUGAGGCAGCCGGCCCAGGUGGUAUGGGUCAGCUCGGAGAACGAUGUCCGCGCUCAUCAGACUACGGGGGUUAUCAGGACGGCUCAUGCUGAGAACGAUAGCCUCCGUGCCACGACAAUCUACACCGAGGCUGAAGCACCGUUAGAUGACCGCUUUCAUGAUUUGGUAGCAUAUUCUAUCUCCAAAGCUGGUGAAAAGAAUCGUGAGCGCGAGUAUCGCAUGCUUAAAUCCGGGACUGUUCUAGUCCCUCGUCUUCGCAUCCAUAAGGGAUACACCGAUGCUGUUCGAGCUGAUUCUGACAAGAUUUUUGAUGUCAAAAACCGCUCUAUCGAGGACUUAUCUCACCCUGUAGAGCUUUGUAUCAGCAGCAGGGGCCAGAAACCCGGCGAUGCCUGCUUCGCUGAACAGGAGACCUCAGGUGCCAACUCCAUGGCACAGAAUGAUGUCCAGAUCGCUGUAGACUGUAUGGCUGUGACGGGGUCAUACCGUUCUAGCCACUUAGGCGAGUACGUUGGUACCAUUGCGAGAGUUGGUUCGUCAGUCAAUGGCUUCGUUGUAGGGGAUCGGGUAGUCGCUCUUGGGACUACGAUCGGUUCAAGCCAUCCCUGCGUGUCUCAGGCUCAUGCCGUGCACCUCCCGAACAACUUGAGCUCAGUGAAGGCGUCGGCUCUCGUUAUGAGUGCCAUGACUGCCAUCUACUGCCUACGAGAAUUAGCCAACCUAUCCCAAGGUGAUACUGUCCUGGUCCAUGGUGUAGGAACAGCCGUGGGUAAAGCGUCAAUUGCUCUUGCUCGCUUAAUCGGGGUGCGUGUAGCUAUUGCAGUGGCAGACAAUUCCGAGGCAGUACUUUUGCGGCAAAGAGAGGUGUUUUCUCCCGAUGAUAUUUUCAUCGUUCGGCCAUCUCUAACGCGCCGAUCCGCAAAAGAAUUGUUUGGCAACGGGUUAGACGCGAUUAUCAGCGCAGCAGAGGAUCCGUUACCAACCGAGAUCCCGCGUCUUGUAAAGCCUGGCGGAUCUAUUCUCAUUAUGACGAGCUCUACUCACAAUACCUUUGCCACUACGCUCCCAGUUGAGCUGCCUCGUAAUACUACGAUUCAUCACUGUGACCUUCGCAGCUUGCUCGAAGCGCGUCCUAAGAUGAUUGGUAGCCUACUACCCCAGGCUGUGUCGCUGCUGAGCUGCAUCUCGCUUGAUGGUCUAGAUAUUUUGGUUCGUGAGGUUUCCCAGACUCAGGAAGCUCUUAAACUUUUAGACAGCCACGCCUACCCCAUAGCUAUUUUACAAGUCAAGAAAGACUCUUUGACGCCAGUCAAGGUGAUGAAACGAUCGACAUGGCAGCACGAAAACGGCUCAUUCGUCAUCUCAGGGGGGCUCGGGGAACUUGGUCAACGAUUUCUUCAAUUGCUGGCCCGAUACGGGGCGAAGUUCCUUGUCACACUCUCUCGAAGCCUUCUACCCGAAGAUAAGCUGCAGAAACUCGAGUCUAAGCUAAAAGCCAUUAAUCCAGAAUGCCGCGUCUACUGUAUAAAAUGCGAUAUAACAUCCAAAGAAAGUGUCGAGGAAGCGGCCAGGAGCAUCAAAGACUUGGGACUCUACCCUAUCCGCGGUGUCAUUCAGUCUUCUACUAUAAUUCGGGACGGCACCCUGGAAACAAUGAGCUUCGAGGAUUAUCGCUCGUCAUUUCAAAUCAAAGCCGAUGGCUCUCUGCACCUAUAUCGUGCCUUCUCGUCCACCAGUUUGCGGUUUUUCAUUCUACUCUCAUCAAUCGUUGGUGUGGUCGGGACUAGCGGCCAAGCGAAUUAUAAUGCCGGCAACGUAACGCAGGACAUCUUCUCCCAGAUCCACGGCGGAGAUUCAUGUCGAUUUACCUCUCUAGACAUUGGCUGGGUCCCUAACACCCAUCUGGUCGCAGACUACGAGGUUCGGAAGAACUCCGUGCGCCGUGCAGGUCUCCAUCCAGUUUUACCUCAGGCGUUGUACAACUUCUUUGACCACACCAUCGCCGCUACAGCUACCACUGAGCGCACAUCGCAGGUCAUCAUAGGUAUUGAGUCAAAGGAUGCGGCACAGUCUAUCGCUGUCAAUGGAAACGUCUAUUCGCCUCUAUUUUGUCACGUCAUUCACAGUGCAACAGAUGUCAAGAAACCAUCAGACGGCGCGACGCAGACAUUUUCCGAGGUCGUCGCAACUGGCGACUUUGACUUGAUUGUGGACUUCAUUUCAAGAAGAUUUAUGGCUCAGCUUGCACGUCUACUGUACGUAGAUGUCUCAACGAUUGACCGCUUCCUUACGUCGCUAUUGGUACUGGGGGUGGACUCAUUGGUUGCCAUCGAACUUCGGAAUUGGGUCCAGAGAGAGUUUGAUGCAAGCGUCCAAUCAUCGGAAAUCUUCACUGACCAGUCGGUUUACACUCUUUCUGAGAAGAUUGCGACCCGAUCACGCGCAAUUAGCAACUUGGAAUUUCAGAUGUAA